Messenger RNA from Ilex paraguariensis (yerba mate), 5087 nucleotides. The record is from the annotation of a GenBank genome assembly. Lineage: Eukaryota; Viridiplantae; Streptophyta; Magnoliopsida; Aquifoliales; Aquifoliaceae.
UCUCUCUCUCUCUCUCUCUCUAUCGCAUCCUCUGAGAGAACAGGAGUGUUCUACAUAUGAUGAAACACACAAUCACAUGUGUGUGUGAAUACACAUACAACUUAAAGCGAAGCAAGUGAUCUCUGCUAAGAGGAGCAUUCAGAGUGAAUAAGGAAUGAAUUGUUGAAGAUUUAAAAGAGUUAGUUACAAGAGAGAGAAAGAUAAUGAAGAGGUCUAGAGAUGAUGUGUAUAUGAGUUCUGAACUCAAACGCCCCAUCGUCUCUUCUCGCCCUCAACCGUCUGGGCAUGGACAACCCCAGAUGAUGGGUGGAAGCAGCAUACAGAAACUAACAACAAACGAUGCCCUAGCAUACCUCAGAGCAGUGAAGGAAAGAUUUCAAGAUAACAAGAAAAAAUAUGAUGAGUUUCUUGAAGUUAUGAAGGAUUUCAAGUCUCAAAGAAUUGACACAGCUGGUGUCAUAGCAAGAGUAAAGGAAUUAUUUAAAGGGCAUCGAGACCUAAUUUUGGGUUUCAAUACCUUUUUACCAAAGGGAUACGAGAUUACCCUUCUACCCGAUGAUAUACCUCAUCGGGUGAAGAAACUGGUCCAAUUUGAUGAAGCAAUGGACUUUGUGAACAAAAUCAAGGUUGCGGCUCUUUUCCACGACAAUCAUGACCUGCUUGAGGAGUUCACUCAUUUUCUACCUGAUCCUUUGGUAGCAACCUCUGUUCAUUAUGCUCCGCCUGGUAGGAAUUCCAUUUCGCGUCGUGAUGAUAGGGGCUCACCAAUGACCAUAAUGAGGCCUGUGCAUGUUGAUAAGAAGGCUACUGCUUCACAUGUUGACUAUGACCGCAGUGUUGACCGGCCAGAACCUGGCCAUGAUAAAGCAGUAAUGAGAACUGCCAAAGAACAGCGGAGGCGUAGUGAAAUUGUGAAGGAAAGAAGGGAAGACAGAGACCGAAGAGGACGAGAGUGGGAUGAUAGAGACUUUGAUCAAGAAGGUCUUUUCCAUAAACGAAAAUCUGCUCGCAGGGAAGACUCUGUUGCUGACCAAUUUCACCACGGUGGGGAAGAAGCUGAACUCUUUGGAACAGGAAUAGGUAUUUGCAACCAGGAGUCUGCUUUCUGUGAGAAGGUGAAGGAGAGAUUAUGCAAUUCUGAUGAAUACCAGGAAUUUUUAAAGUGCCUUCAUAUCUACAACAAAGAUAUAAUAACGCGUGCACAAUUGCAGUCUUUGGUGGAUGAUCUUCUAGGAAGAUAUCCAGACCUUAUGGAAGGGUUUGAUGAAUUCUUAGCUCAAUAUGCGAAGAUUGAUGGUUGUCUUGCUGGUUUCGUGAAUAAAAGAUCAUUGUUACUCGGUUCUGUGAAGGUAGAUGAUAGGGAUAGAGAACGAGAUCACGAGAAGGGACACAGAUAUAAGGAUUGUGACGACAGAGAAAGGGGUAGAUCUGACAAAGGUCUAGACUUUCGAAGUAAAGAUAUAGCAGGACAAAAGAUGUCUAUAUAUUCUAGCAAGGAUAAGUACAUGGAAAAAUCAAUUCAAGAACUUGACCUCUCCAACUGGGAGCGCUGUUCACCUAGUUAUCUUUUUUGGCCGAAGAAUUAUCCAUCUCCUUUAGCAAGUCAGACUGAAGAGGCUGAAGCUGAAGUAUUGAAUAGUCUUUUGGUGUCCGUCACUUCAGGAAGUGAGGACUACUCUUUUAAACAUAUGCGCAAAAACCAGUAUGAAGAAAGCUUGUUCCGAUGCGAAGAUGACAGGUUUGAACUGGACAUGUUGUUAGGAAAUGUGAAUGCAACAGCAAAACGUGUAGAAGAACUACUAGACAAGAUCAAUAACAAAGCAUUCCAGCCAGAGAGUCUGAUUUGUAUUGAAGACCAUUUGACAGCUCUGAAUAUGAGGUGCAUUGAACGUUUAUAUGGUGACCAUGGGCUUGAUGUGAUUGAUGUAUUAAAGAAGAAUGCACCUCUUGCGCUGCCCAUAAUAUUAACCCGCUUGAAGCAGAAACAAGAAGAGUGGACAAGCUGUCGUUUUGAUUUUAGUAAAGUUUGGGCUGAAAUCUUUGCUAAGAACCAUCACAAAUCACUCGAUCAUCGCAGCUUCUAUUUCAAGCAACAAGACAAAAAGAACUUGAGCACUAAAGUGUUGUUGGCUGAGAUCAAAGAAAUCAGUGAAAAGAAGAUCAAAGAGGAUGACGUGCUGUUAUCUAUUGCUGCUGGAAAUAUACGACAUAUCGUUCCGGAUAUGAAAUUGGAGUACCCUGAUUCAGACAUCCAUGAAGAAUUAUAUCAGUUAAUCAAAUAUUCCUGUGGAGAAGUUUGUACAGCUGAACAGGUGGACAAGGUCAUGAAGAUCUGGACAACCUUCCUGGAACCAAUUCUUGGUGUUCCUUCAUGGUCUCGAAGCCCCAAAGACACUGAAGGUGUUGUGAUGGCUAAAAAUUAUGUUGCGAAAAGUAUGGCCGCUAUUGUGGGAAAAAGUGAUGGCAGUCCUAGUGGCAGAGCUAUCAUUAAUUGCAAACAAUCACAUACUUGCACAAGUGGAGAUGAGAAUACUCAACCUGAACAUUCAAGCUCCUCCAGAGCAUGGUUAGUAAAUGGCAAUAAUGGGUUUAAAGAAGAUGGUUCUUUUGACGCAGAUCAUGUUACACAGAAGGGUGAUACUUGUAAAAUCCCUAAACAUGGAACAAUGAAGACGAAUGCUAAUGUGGCGGAUGAAACAUCUGGGGUCAGCAAACAAGUUGCUUUGAAUGAACCGCUAGCCAAUUCAAAUAUAUCACUUGCCGCUGGAGCAGAAAAAAAUCUUGGAAGAGUCAACGGCGAAAAUACUUUAGGGCUUUGCACUUUUCCUUCCGGACCUGGUAAUGCUGCUGUUGACAACAGUCUUGAGAUGAGGCCUCAGAGAGAAAUUUUACCUUCAUCAGAGGGUGGUGAUUGUACAAGACCAGUGUCAUCUUCCAACGGGGCAAUAGCUGGGGGCAUUGGAGUUCAGGAGUAUCAUGAGGAGUCCAUCGGGCAUUUUAAAAUUGAAAGAGAGGAAGGUGAAUUGUCCCCAAAUGGAGAUUUUGAGGACAGUUUUGCAGCAUAUGGAGAUGUUGGAACAGAGGCUGCAAAUAAAACGAGGGAUGGUUUUGUGAGCAGGCAAUAUCAAGCCAGACAUGGAGAAGAACUUAGUUGUGGAGAGGCCGGACAAGAGAAUGAUGCUGCUUCUGAUGAUGAAGGUGAGGAAAGUGAUCAGAGGUCAUCAGAGGACUGUGAGAAUGGUUCAGAAAAUGGUGAUGUUUCAGGCAGUGGGUCUGGUAUUGGAGAAGAUAGCUCACAAGAAGAGCGUGAAAAAGAUGGAGAACAUCAUGAGAAUGAUAACAAAACUGAGGGUGAAGGUGACUCGGAAGGGAUGACUGAUUCCCCUGAUGUUGAUGGGGAUGGUAUACUGUUGCCACUGUCAGAGCGUUUCUUAAAAACAGUUAAGCCUCUUACAAAGCAUGGUCAUUCAGCAUUACAAGACAGGAAACAUGAUUCUCGGGUUUUCUAUGGAAAUGAUUCCUUCUAUGUGCUUUUUAGGCUUCAUCAAACACUGUAUAGUAGAAUAAAAGAAGCAAAAUUUCAUUCCUCAUCUGCUGAAAACAAAUGGAGGGCUUCAAAUGAUACAAUGUCAAGUGAUUCCUAUGCCAGAUUCAUGAAUGCACUUCACAAUCUACUGGACGGUUCCUCUGAUAACGCAAAGUUUGAGGAUGACUGCCGAGAAAUUAUCGGGACUGCAUCAUAUGUUCUGUUCACAUUAGACAAGCUGAUUUUUAAACUUGUCAAACAGCUACAAACAAUGGCAACUGAUGAGAUAGACAACAAACUUCUCCAGCUAUUUGCAUAUGAGCAAUCAAGAAAACCUGGGAAUUUUGUCGAUGUAGUUUAUCAUGAAAACACCCAUGUCCUCCACGAUGAGAAUAUAUAUCGGAUUGAAUGUUCAUCUUCACCAACUUGUUUGUCAAUCCAACUUAUGGACUAUGGGCAUGAUAAAGUGCCAACUGUUUCUAUGGACCCCAAUUUUGAAGCUUAUUUGAUAAAUGACUUUCUCUCGGUUGUUCCUGCCAACGAGGAGAAGCCAGGGAUUUUCUUGAGGAGAAAUAAACGCAAAUAUGCCUGUGGAGAUGAAGUUUCUGCUACAUGCGAGGCUAUGGAUGGAAUUAAAGUUGUUAAUGGUCUGGAAUGUAAGAUUGCUUGCAAUUUGUCCAAGGUCUCUUACGUUUUAGAUACAGAAGACUUCCUUUGGCGAACAAGAAGAAAAAGGAGAACCGUGCCUCUGAGUAUUUCAUGCCAUGACCAAGCAAACUCUUCAAAUGGUUUUUCUGUUAGAGUUCAAAGAUUUCACAGCUUCCUGUUUAGUUCGUUAAAUUCAUUUCUUGGACACCAGAAGUAGAUGCGGUAUAUCUUCACAUUUUGAAGCUGGUAGAUUUUUCAUUUACAUACUGAUUUAAUCAAAGCAUGCACACCCAUGAUAACAUAACGUAAUGUGUUUUGCAUGACAAUUUAGGGUUUUUGAUACAUCUCACUGCACAAUUUGCUUGAAAAUAGGAGAAAAACAUUUUUCCUGAUGUCGUGUUUCUCAUGUUCGUCAGAAGAGAAUGUCACUCAUUUGAUAUGAUGUCGUUGGAGAUGGAAAAAUCGUUGGCGCCAUGACUAGGACGACGUUCAUGGAACUAUUUUUUCAUGUAUUUACAUGUUCUUUUGUUAGUAAUCCAAUAAAGAACGGAGGGGAUAUGGCUCAGAAGAUUGUAGUAUUCUGGUUGUGGCAUUUUGAGCUACAAUUUUGUAAAUAGAAGUUAUUUGUGAUGUAAAACACAGUAAUUUUUUGAAUGCAAUUCAUUAACACUAUUUGUUACUUUCAGAUGACCCUAUCAAGUGUUUCUGCUUCAAUGCCAGUCUGAAGCCAUGGAAACCUAUGGCUGGGGCCUGGGAGUAAAUAUUCAAUACUUGGUGGGGGGAAAGAAUCUUCUCUCCCCAGGUGCUGGCUUGGGAGAGUUGGUUACGAGCAUAGUCAACCCCCCAUCGUCGUUCCAUGGGUAUCACAGUCAACCUAGUGUAAUUACUAUUACAGGUACACUUAUAAUUUUUA